Molecule: messenger RNA, 4941 nt
Organism: Peromyscus leucopus (white-footed mouse)
Lineage: Eukaryota; Metazoa; Chordata; Mammalia; Rodentia; Cricetidae
Gene: Il18rap
Product: interleukin 18 receptor accessory protein
Exons: 13
Coding region: 505-2352 (615 amino acids)
Biological process (GO): interleukin-18-mediated signaling pathway
Molecular function (GO): interleukin-18 receptor activity
Source: RefSeq, a predicted model, not a curated record
UUUUCUUGUCAAGGAGGCUGGCCAGAGAACAGCUUUAAAUGUUUCAUUUCAGGGGCUUUUCUUCUGUGGACAGAGAGAGGUCUAACUCAUUAUUUCCAGACUGUAUGAGUUCCAUCUUCUCCGACUCACUCUCUUGCUAAGAAAAAAAUAUAUAGUAGAAUUCUUUGAAAAUGGCUGUUUUUCACACUUUUCUUCAGAUGCACAAGCCGGCAGUCACUGACAUAAAGACAUGAAGUUCCUUGUUUUUGUGUUUAUAAGAACAGGAAAUAAAGGAAAGAGACCUUGUAGAUUUCCAAAGCAUCCCAUUGACCUCCUACCUCCUUCUCUGGAGGAUGGCAUAUAGUGAUGGACAUGAGAAGUUUUGAAAGCCUCUCCAUCGAGAUAUGACUCUCUCUUCUACUACUGCACAGUGAAGAGGAUGCCAGAGAAAGAACUUUGAGUCUCCACACACUCCACACUGGCAAUGAGAAGUCACUGAAGCCAUGACAGGAGUGAAGAAGAAUCAUGCUCUGUUUGGGCUGGGUGCUUCUUUUCUUUGUUGCAGGAGAGCAGACUGCAGGAUUUGAUCCUUCAGCUUGUGCAACCAAAAGACUUGUGUGGACGUAUUCUGUGCAGGGUGCAAAGAAUUUUGUCCUGUUUUGUGAUUUACCAGAGUUUCGGAAGUCACAAUUCUCCGAUAUAAGUCAACAGUCACCAACACAAGGCCCUGCCCACAUACCUUGCAGUGGCAAUCAGGACCCAUCCGAUGUCCAGUGGUACAUGCAGCCUCAGAGUGGAGGUCCAUUACAGGAGAUCCGUAGGAACUCUUCUCAUGUGCAGAACAAAGGCAUGCUGCAUAUGUUGGCCUCACAGAUGAACAAUGUUCAGUCAUAUAUCUGUAGACCUAGGAUUAGGAAUCCUGGCUUAUGGGAUAUGGCUUGCUGUGUCAAGACUAUCUUAGAACUUAAGCCUCAGAGAAACACAUCCUGUGGGAAACCAGUAGAGGAUGAGCAAAACCUAUUUCUUGGUAGCACCGGCUCCAUUUAUUGUCCCAGUCUCAGCUGCCAAAGUGGUGUACAGAGUCCAGAGAUGACCUGGUACCAGGAUGGAAGACUCCUGCCUGAAUAUAAGAACAAUAUCAUUAAUUUGGGUGCCGUCUAUGAUUAUCACCAGGGCUUGUAUGUAUGUGAUUACACUCAGUCGGACAAUGUGAGUUCUUGGACAGUCCGAGCUGUGGUUCAAGUGAGAACCAUUGUUGAGGACACCAACCUGAAACCAGACAUUCUGGAUCCCAUCACGGACACUCUGGAAGCAGAGCUUGGAAAGUCUUUGGCGCUAUCCUGCAAAGUACAAUUUGGCUUCCAAAAACACUUUCCGCCAGUAAUAAAAUGGUUUGUCAAAGAAUCUACUCAGGAGCAGGAAAUCAAAGAAUGUAAGAAGAAUUGCAUUCAAUCCAAUUACAAGAACAAAGUCAUGGAGUGCACUGCCUUCCUGACAGAAGUCACUCAAAGAGAUCUUAGCAAAAAGUUUGUUUGCUUUGCCCAGAACUCCGUCGGGAACACAACACGGACCAUCCAGCUGAGGAAGAAGGAGGGGGUGGUGUUUGUAUACAUCCUCCUUGGCACAGCCAUGAUGCUGGUGGGCAUUUUGGUCGCAGCCGCCUUUCUCUACUGGUACUGGAUUGAAAUCGUCCUGCUGUGCCGAGCCUACAAGAGCAAGGAUGAGACGCUGAGGGACAAGAAGGAGUUUGACGCCUUUAUAUCCUAUGCAAAUCGGAGCUCUCCUGAGAGUGAAGCCACCGGAUCACUGAGCGAGGAACACUUGGCCCUGAAUCUUUUCCCCGAAGUGCUAGAAAACAAAUAUGGAUACACCCUGUGUUUGCUUGAGAGGGAUGUGACACCAGGAGGAGCAUAUGCAGAUGACAUUGUGAAUAUCAUUAAGAAAAGCCGAAGAGGAAUAUUCAUCCUGAGUCCCAGCUAUGUCAAUGGACCCUGUGUCUUUGAACUACAAGCAGCAGUGAAGCUUGCCUUGGGUGAUCAGACCCUGAAACUAAUUUUAAUUAAGUUUUCUUCCUUCCGAGUGCCAGAAUCGCUACCUUAUCUAGUCAAAAAGGCUCUCCGAGUUCUUCCCACAGUCACGUGGAGAGGCUUGAAGUCAGUCCAACCCAGUUCCAGGUUCUGGACCCAGAUAUGUUAUCACAUGCCAGUGAAGAACUCCAACAGGUUUAUGUGCAAUCGGCUCAGAAUCAUCCGGAGGGCUUUUCCCCCUGAAAAGGACCUAGCAAGAGAGAAACCAUCAGGAGGAGUAUCCAGCUCAGAGAGCAAGCACGGAGCCCAGAACCUCCUCCUCUCCAGCCACCAGAAGAGGUGCUGAUGGGUAGAACCUACUGCGUGGGUCAGGCUGGUAGAAAGUUGAGUCUGACUUCCUUCCUCGUCACGCAAGCUUGACAGGCAGCAGAAUGAAGCAGUGGCUGUGGUUCAGGGUCUGAGUUCCUGGAAUGGACACAGAGUGUUCUACUCCAGACCUCUGCAUGCACUCAGCACGUGAUGCCCUGAGAGUCUCCAAGUAGCUUGAGCAGAAUCAGCUGGGACAGCUGCUCCUGUGUGGCUGUGGGCUGUCCACUGCAUGCCUGUUUUGCACUGUGUGUGUGUGUGCAUGUGUGUAUGUGUACAAUCAGAUAAAUGUGAUUUCAUUUUAUUAGAGAUGAGUGAUGGAAACUAUCUAAAGCUUUUCUGUAAGGAGAUCUUCGCUGCAUAUUUAUUCAUCCACUCUAAAACACAGAGGGGAAACAUAAAAGGUGAGACUAACAGCACAAGAUAAAUAGGAUCUCCUGGGUCCUUGUGGGAAACGAGACUUUGGCGGCAUGGCAUGUUUCCAGACCUGCGGUUGGAUAAUGUGCAUGAAAUCCAUUGUUGGCAGAAAAUAUCAUGAGUCACAAAUGCAUUUCAUGCACUCCUCCUGUGUCACAGCUUAGCAACAGGGUACCCUGUGGAAUGGUGACCAUUUCCCUUGUGAUUGAGUCACAGGUGUGCUUCCUGCCCUGCUCAGUACUGUUGCAAGUCACAAGCUCCAGAAAAAAAAAAAAAAUACAAGGUCGACAUCCACGGUGUCAAAAAAUUUGCAUCUAGUUCUCCUAAGUUGUGCAUAGCAUAGAGGUCACAGCCCUCCCACUGGGAGGGUGGAGUCUGAGCAAGAUUUAGAUUUAGGAACAGGAUGGAGCUGAUUUAAAUUUCUCCCUGUUUCCUUGGCCAGAGACCUUUUUAUGCAGAAAUCAAAAUAGAUCAUCUUACCCUGAGUCAGUAGGACUGCAAGCAGGGACUAAUUAGACACAGAUCAUUUAUCCAACAAAGAGACAAGGAAUGGACUAGCAGUUGCCUACAAACUGGAAAGGCAGCAAUAGUGAAGCUGAGAAUCUGGGGGAUAAAUGCGUGCAUCCUUUGAUAAGCAACAAGAAUUGAAUGGGUACCAUACCGUUGUAUGAGCCAUUUGCCUGCUUAGGGUGGGUGAUCCCUCUGCAUGCACACUGACUGACUGAGCCAUCUUAGUUUCAGUCUUCCUUGAUAACAAGAUGAUGCGCUUAAGGGCCAGCCCGAUGUUUUGGUUAGCAAGGCAAAUAUGAUUCUCAUAAGUUGGUCUGCAGCUAAAAUAGGGUUCCAGUUUGGUGCAGAUGUUUAUGACCUUUGAACUCCACCUUCCCUGUCAGAACAGGGUGGCUGGUCAUGGGGGCAGUAAAGGACAGCAUCUCAUGAACUGAUUCACAUGUCAUGAGUCUCAUCCACUGGGGACCGAAUGAGAUCCACAUGCAGAGUGGGUCAGCUACUGCCAUCUGGCCGCUUGGUGCCUAUGUGAAAUGGCUCUUCUGGUCCUUCUGCACAGGAGCACCACAUCAUAAGAACCACUGUGGCUUUGGCGCUAAGCAGCAUCCUUGCUGGAAAUCUCAGAGUUAGAGAGGAGCCAAAGGGUAUAAAUUAUGCCGGGAGGAAGCUUCUUGUGGGAAGGAUCCCAGUGGGGAGGAACCCACACUUGUUGAACCACUGUGCCCUGGCUAUGGCCGCAUUUCCUGGGUUUCCUGCCAACCUCUUUCUGAGAUCACAGACUCAGAAACCUCUUCUGGCCAGUGCAGCCAGGUUUAUCUUGUUCCAAGAUAACUGUGCUCCCAAGAAUUCCAGAGCCUUCUCUGCCUUUGGCUUCACUGUGUCUCAUGACUUGUACAUACACGAAAGCAGAAAUACCCAGUCCUUGUUUAUAGAAUGUUCUCUUUCCCAUAGCUAGGUCCAGUGAAGAUGGAAGAUUUGCAGUUACGACAAAAAGUUAUUUACCUCAUGCAUAUUAGACAAAAUAAAGAGAAUAAUCAAAACAGAUUUCCUAUGUAGAAGAGACCGCAGACGAGCAUUGAGACUCAGUAGAGUGACUCACCAUGUAGACAAGGUGGCCAUGUAUCCUGCCCCUUGUUUUGUACAUAUUGAGCAAAGACAAUGGUCACAAUGCUUUCUUUCACUAUAAAAAAGCAUCCCCAUUUAAAUACGGGUGCUGUCCCUCCAGGACACACUGCCAAUCUGUCCUUAUCCACCCUGUGUGGUCUUCCAGACAGUUCUCACAGACAGUUCUCAAUAACCUAUCAUUCCCAGGUUGACAUGUUGACUAAGAUGAAAUAAACACAUACAUUCCUGACUGCUUGUUUUAUGUCAGCUUGUUAUAAGCUAAAUCAUUUUGGAAGAGGGGACCUCGACGGAGAGCGUGCCUCCAUCAGAUUGGCCUGUGCAAAAGCCUGUGGGGCGUUUCCUUGAUUGAUGAUGGGUAGGGGAGGGCCCAGCUCACCCCUGGGCUGGUGGUCCUGGAUGCUGUGAGGAAGCAGUACCUCCUCACUGCUGUGCUUCAGUUCCUGCCUUUGGGUUCCUGGCUAGCACUUCCUGGACAAUGGACCUGAGAAUUGUAAGCUGGAAUAAACCAUUUCUUCCCCAA